GCUGCGUGGAAACGUGGAGCAGGAUCUGAGAAACAAGAAUGGAUUACCGCGAUUGGAGUCCUCAGAAUCCACAGACUCAGGUUUUGCUGUGGAUUCUCCCAAUCUUGUGACCUCAACUGACUCUGUGGAAGACAUGUUUGAGAAAGAAAUUCUCAAAUCCAGCAGACUGAACCUUCGAAUUUCUUUCAGGAGAAUACAUUCCCUGCCACAAAGCCUGUUGGGAACUAGCCCUGCCCUGAAGAGAAGUAAUUCUGAUUGUCUGGAUGAUGGUUUUCAGACAUUGAAUCAAGAUGAAUGCAAGGAAAAUGAAUCAUGUGAGUUUAAGAAACCAACCAAACCAGCUUCUCGUUCCUUCCGUGAUGGAAAGGGUGUUCUUGAAGCAAGGCAGAACUCAUCUCCAGCUCAGGGAAUUUCUGUGGAUGAAAUACCCUCAGCUGAACAGGAGAACUACAGGCCAUCCCUCAUGCAGCAACAUUCCCUGACCUCCUCUGAGAGCGAGGAUGACGAUGGAUUCAUGGAGCUGUUGGAUGACCAGAAUUUCAAGAACAAUGAGGAGAUGCCAGCUGAUGUGGCAAGUCUGUGGACUGCACCGCUGGUCAUGAGGAGACCAGACAAUCGGGCCAAACGGUGCCAAUUGUUUGGCUCUUCAGCCAUGUCUGACAUGGCCGGAAGGACCCCCCUGAAAAUGAUGGACAGAUCCCCCCCGAAAGACAAUUCUCCAGGGAAAAGCAGGAAGAGGAAAAGCCUGGGUGGAACUUCUGAGGACUCCACGAGUCAGAAAGUGGUGAAGACCCAGCCCUCCAUAGCAGAUAUCGAGAAUGUUUUGGACAGUGACCGGACAGACCUUAUUGGUGACUUCUCCAAGAGUUAUUUGUUUGACACUGUCGAAGGGAAACAUCAAGAUUUAAAAUAUAUCGACGCAGAAAUGAUUGUGUCUGUGCUUACUGGGAAAUUUGAGAACUUCAUCAAGCAAUGUGUGAUAAUUGACUGUCGGUACCCCUAUGAGUAUGAAGGGGGACAUAUCAAGGGUGCCAUAAACCUCCACAUGGAGAAGGAUGUGGAGGACUACUUGCUGAAGAAGCCAAUCCAACCCUCAGAGAACAAACGGGUGAUAGUGGUGUUCCACUGUGAGUUCUCUUCGGAGCGAGGCCCUCGGAUGUGCAGGUUUGUGAGGGAGCAGGACAGACUGAACAAUGAGUACCCCAACCUGUACUACCCAGAGCUGUAUGUGCUCAAGGGGGGCUACAAGGAUUUCUUCUCAAGAUGCCAGAGCUUCUGUGAGCCCCAGAGCUACCGCCCGAUGCACCACAAGGACUUUAAGGAGGACCUGAAGAGGUUUCGCACCAAAAGCCGAACCUGGGCUGGAGAGAAGAGCAAGAGGGAGAUGUACAGUCGCCUGAAGAAGCUUUGA
Molecule: messenger RNA, 1411 nt
Organism: Acanthisitta chloris (rifleman)
Lineage: Eukaryota; Metazoa; Chordata; Aves; Passeriformes; Acanthisittidae
Gene: CDC25A
Product: cell division cycle 25A
Exons: 16
Biological process (GO): positive regulation of G2/M transition of mitotic cell cycle; protein dephosphorylation; G2/M transition of mitotic cell cycle
Cellular component (GO): cytoplasm; nucleus
Molecular function (GO): protein tyrosine phosphatase activity
Source: RefSeq, a predicted model, not a curated record